This is a messenger RNA of Penicillium chermesinum, 1203 nucleotides long. Its product is annotated as NAD(P)/FAD-dependent oxidoreductase. The transcript is spliced from 5 exons. Gene Ontology annotation, molecular function: electron-transferring-flavoprotein dehydrogenase activity; flavin adenine dinucleotide binding. Gene Ontology annotation, cellular component: cytoplasm. Lineage: Eukaryota; Fungi; Ascomycota; Eurotiomycetes; Eurotiales; Aspergillaceae. The coding region runs from base 1 to 1203 and encodes 400 amino acids. The record is from RefSeq and is a predicted model, not a curated record.
AUGGCAGGCAAUUCACUCCGCAAUAUCAUCGUCAUCGGUGGCUCGUUCAUUGGAACAAACACAGCCCGAGAGCUUGCUCGGGUUUUACCCUCAACACAUAGGGUUCUUUUGACCGAAGCGCACAGUCAUUUCCACCAUCUCUUCACGUUUCCCCGGUUCGCCGUGAUUCCAAGCUAUGAACACAAGGCGUUUAUCCCAUACACCAGCAUCUUCUCGGACGUACCCAAUCCAACCACUCAUGCGGUGGUGCAGGCUCGUGUGACAUCGGUCCAACGUCAACACAUCGAAUUGGAUCGCGACUGGCAGGGCUCAAAGCAGAUCCCGUACGACUUUGUCGUUCUUGCAACAGGGACGCGGCUGUCCAAACCCGCGGCGAUGGAAAAGGAUGACAAGCUCUCCUCUGUCACCUAUCUGCAGCAACACCAAGAGCAGAUUCAGCGAGCAAGCAAGAUUUUGCUUGUCGGCGGGGGCGCGGUCGGCAUCCAAAUGGCCACCGAUCUCAAAGAAUUCUACCCAGAAAAGCACAUCACGCUGGUACAAUCGCGCGCACGCGUCAUGCCUAACUUCCAUCCUCGGCUGCACGAACUGAUCAAGGGACGUUUCGAGGAGCUCGGCAUUAAGCUUAUCACAGACACUCGGGUGCAGAUUCCCCCGGGCGGGUUCCCACAAGAUGGCAGCGCUUUUGAUGUGAAGCUUACCAAUGGCACGACCGAGUCUACCGAGUUUGUCAUUUUGGCUACGGGGCAAACGCCUAAUAACCAGCUCGUUGCGCACUUGGCUUCUUCGCCGAAUGCGCCCUCUGUGAUUAACCCUGACAAUGGGUAUCUCCGUGUCAGGCCUACGCUGCAACUCCUGGAUGAACAGUAUUCCAACAUCUUCGCGGUCGGAGAUAUCGCGGAUACGGGGAACCAGAAGGCUGCUCGACCGGCAUCUUCCCAUGCGUCCGUGGUGGCCAACAACAUCCGAGCUUUGAUAGAAAACCGAGAGCCGGAAGAGACAUUCGUGAAGGCCCCUGCCGGUAUUCACCUCACAUUAGGAAAGUCCUACAAUAUCAAGUUCCGCAAUCCCAACCCAGAAGCAGGCCAGCCAGAGCCUUGGAUAAGCGAAAGUCACAAUGGCCGAGAGGAUAUGAACGUCGAAGCAAUGUGGCAGAGAUUGGGAGUCAACGUCGACGCUGAAGAUCCUCGCCAAUAUCACCUCUAA